Molecule: messenger RNA, 1026 nt
Organism: Gastrolobium bilobum
Lineage: Eukaryota; Viridiplantae; Streptophyta; Magnoliopsida; Fabales; Fabaceae
Product: putative RING-H2 finger protein ATL21A
Exons: 2
Coding region: 1-1026 (341 amino acids)
Molecular function (GO): polysaccharide binding
Source: RefSeq, a predicted model, not a curated record
AUGUCAUGCGGUGAAAUUGAUAUUCAGUUUCCUUUCGGUUUGAAAGGAGCCAAUAAAGGUCGUCGAUGUAGCUACCCAAGAUUCCAACUUUCAUGCGACAAACAAAACCAGACCAUUCUUAAACUCUCAGAUUCAGGGGAUUUGGUCGUGAAAAGCAUCAAUUACGAGGACCAAACCAUUAAGGUAAACGACCCCGAUGGUUGUCUCCCAAAACGUUUCUUAGAGAACUGGAGCCUUUCCGUGUCCCCACCAUUCAUGUUUGAUGCCAGCGUUUAUGGGUUUUAUGACCUCACUUUCUUUCGUUGUCCUUACAACGUAACAAAGACAUAUCCAGUGCCAUCAAUUUCUUGCAUCAGCGAUAACUCUUCAUCGGUGAUAUUUUCAUUGUGGAGCAGACCUAUUGACAUAUCACCGUGGCAUGAGUGUGAGGUGAUGUCAUCAGCGCUUGUUCCCAUUCCAAAUUCAAUCAUGGAAACAUCGCCCUUCUUCUCCCCUGAUCUUAACAAUGAUAUUGAGUUGAAGUGGAACAAGCCCACGUGCGGGGAUUGUGCUGCUCGUGGCCAAGUUUGUGGCUUCAAAGGUCUUCCAAGAAGUGCCAAAUAUGGCUUAACUAUAGGACUGGGAGUACCUGCACUCUUGGGUAUAAUUGGGAUUUCCUGCUUUAUCUGCAGUAAGUACACGCAUCGCCACCAGACCGGGCCCAGCAUGGAGCUUUCGAACUCGAUUAUUGCCGUGCCCUCGUUCAUAAUGGGCCUUAAUGGGCCUGAAAUUGAAAAACUUCCCAAGACUAUUAUUGGUGAGAGUGGGCGCUUACCGAAGUCCAAUGAGAACACGUGCUCAAUAUGCCUGUGUGAAUACGAGGCCAAGGAGACGUUGAGGACCAUACCUGCGUGCAACCAUUAUUUUCAUGCACACUGCAUAGAUGAGUGGCUCAAGAUGAACGCUACAUGCCCCAUAUGCAGGAAUUCACCGGAUGCGUCCACAACUGUUACCCCUUCUUAUUCUUCUUUGUCUUUCUAUUCGUAA